Messenger RNA from Vicia faba (fava bean), 375 nucleotides. NCBI's taxonomy places the organism in Eukaryota, Viridiplantae, Streptophyta, Magnoliopsida, Fabales, Fabaceae. The record is from the annotation of a GenBank genome assembly.
AUGCAAAGCCAACAAGACAACGACGACGGCCCACCACCCGGAUGGCAACCUAUCCCUGCUCCCCACCGCACACAGCCACUUCCAUCCGGUUUUGCUCAAAUGGUUUGUGGUUCUUGUAGACGUCUGCUUUCGUAUCCAUCAGGUGCCAAACAUGUCAAAUGUUCAUGCUGUCAAACGGUCAACAUUGUCUUUGAAGCUGAUCAGGUCGGGCAAGUUAAGUGUGGGAGUUGUACGCUAUUGCUAAUGUAUCCAUAUGGCGCUUCACAGGUCAGGUGUUCAUCAUGCCGGUUUGUGACAGAAAUCGGGGCAAACAACAAGCGGCCUCCAUGGUCUGUACAACAAAGUAAACCAACUCUUCCCAAAGCUAGCUGUUAG